AGCUCACAAGUAGCAAUAUAUGAGGCGAGAGUCCUAUUCCAUGCAUAAUUAAGAAUCACAUGACAUCUCCCAAAGACUAAGGAGUUGCUCCCCUAGUUUCUUCCACCUUUCGUCUGGUCUAUCCUUAUUAGCUUGUUGGUUCUUCCUCUUUCUCUCUCCAUGGCCCUCGCCAAGGAGCGAACACUAGAAGGCUCGCAAACCCGUUCACUCUACGGGAAAGCGCAUGGAGGAGGGCCCUCCCUUCAAGGGUUGGAUCCUUCUUCGCUUCAGGUGUUCAGCUACAAGGGCCACAACAGCGCGGUGCUUGAAGAUGGAGAAGGCUCGGAGUCCCCUGGGAGCUACUCUGGGGAUCUUGUUCCUAUGUCGUCCGAUCCCAGCAACUCCUCGAGCGGUAGCUUCGUGUUCGGGCCAGUGGACGCUUCGCUUCUAGAGGCCCGUUCCGUCGUCAACUUCAAGGCAGCGGCCGACCAUUGGGCAUGCUCGGGCUCUUCGGUGCUUAGCUUUGAGCAAGGGGAUACGGCACUCUGCAGUGACUACCAAAACAUUGAUCAAGAAGGACCCGGCAAGGAGCAGUUCGGGCUGCUAUACCGGGGUUUGGCUGCUGACGAUGGUCUUCAAGAGAAUGCUGAGCAAGAGAAUGGCAUCCAAAAGCGCCCUUACACGGGUGGUGAUUCGCAAGCCUCCAAGAAGCACUGUGGCAACACGAGGAAAACAAAGGCCAAGCCUGGUCCAUCCAAGGAUCCCCAGAGUAUUGCAGCGAAGAACCGGCGGGAGCGGAUCAGCGAACGGCUCAAGAUUCUACAAGAUCUAGUGCCCAAUGGCUCGAAGGUUGAUUUGGUUACUAUGCUAGAGAAAGCCAUUACCUAUGUUAAGUUCCUCCAAUUGCAAGUGAAGGUGCUGGCAACUGAUGAGUUCUGGCCAGCACAAGGUGGGAAAGCACCAGAUGUGUCUCAAGUGAAGGAUGCCAUCGAUGCCAUCUUGUCUUCUCACAGAAAUAGGAACUCUAGCUCCGAGUAAUAGACCGUUCACAGGAAGAAGUCAAGAAGACGCAAGAGAAGAGGACCUCACCAGAAGAAAUAAAAAAAAAGGGAACCUCCACAUGCCAAGAAAAUAUAAAUGCAUGCUUUGGAGCUUAGUGCUGACGACAAAAAAAGAAUAGGGUUUUUACGUCCUUUCAUUGUUGAGGCGCCCUCUUUCUUAAGUUUAUGUAAUAUUUUUUUGAUGUAAUGGAACUGCUUUGAACUGAACCUCAACGAUUUCAGAGAGGAGCUAGUUUUGAGUUAUGUGCGACUGAGGAAUACCAAAAAAAAAAAGUCCUAAUUUUUUUCCCCUUGUUCAA
This is a messenger RNA of Phoenix dactylifera (date palm), 1339 nucleotides long. RefSeq lists its product as uncharacterized. The record is from RefSeq and is a predicted model, not a curated record. Gene Ontology annotation, biological process: regulation of DNA-templated transcription. Lineage: Eukaryota; Viridiplantae; Streptophyta; Magnoliopsida; Arecales; Arecaceae. Gene Ontology annotation, molecular function: protein dimerization activity; DNA-binding transcription factor activity.